Eimeria tenella is the source of this 858-nucleotide messenger RNA. RefSeq lists its product as uncharacterized. The annotation marks the transcript as partial. The record is from RefSeq and is a predicted model, not a curated record. Lineage: Eukaryota; Apicomplexa; Conoidasida; Eucoccidiorida; Eimeriidae. The transcript is spliced from 3 exons.
AUGGCAGGGCGGGCUCGCUUGCCUGUCUUGGGGGUUCGGCCCCGCAGCGCUGCUUUUCUUUCUGCUGCAUUUAAAGGCGCAGAGCUGCCUUCUCCCACAAAGAGCAGCACUGCAGCAGUGCUGCAGCAGCAGCUAGAUGCUGCUGUUGCUGCUGCUGCUGCUGCUGCCUCCUCAACUGCCACCGGAGCUGCGCCAGCAGCAGAAGGCGGCCGCCUUAGGGCGCUGCAGAGAGACCCACCCCUACUUGAGCAGCAGCAGCAGCAACAACAGGAGCAGCAGCAGCAACAGGAGGAGCAGCAGCCGCAGCAGCAGCAGCCGCAGCAGCCGCAGCAAGAGGAAGCGACCUCCUUCCACACGGAAGAAGACGAGGAGCAGCAGCAGCAGCAGCAGCAGCAGCUGGAGCAGCAGGAGCCGGCAGAGCGGCAGCAGCAGCAGCGGCAAAAGCACCGAGAGGCGAGUGACACAGCAGCAGCAGCAAGGAAGCCGAAGAAGAGCAGCAGCAGCAGCAGCAGCAGCAAGACUGCUGUUGCAGCAAAGAAAGCGCCUGAGAAGAAAGGCAGCAAAAAGAGCAGCAGCAGCAGCAGCGCUGCAGGAGGCCAAACGUUAGACAGCGCACUAGCCCCCAGCAGCAGCAGCAGCAGCAACAGCAGCAGCAGCAGCAGCAGCAAAAGUGGAAAAAGGAUUUCUGUUUUUGCUCCUUCCCGUUUGAGAGAAGAGGCGGAGGCGCAGAAGGACAAUGUGGCCCAAGGCGUAACCUGCGCUCGCCUAGAAACUGCGGGGCUGCGCAGCUCAGUGGGCCGUUUGCUGCUAAACCCUGGGGCUUCUUUUGGCCCGGCUCGGGCGGAGGCGGACAGGCUU